GUGUGAUUUUUCCUCCCCAUCCUAGCCUCAAACUGACGCAUUCACAUAGCAGCUCUUCAGCAGCAACUCGAGGCUCAGGUUUAUGUAUCUGAACACUUCAUAUCUUCGUAUCAUCGCAUGAACACCAAUCAACAUGCUUCCUGAGACUCUCCUCCAGCAGUGAUGCCUGCCGUCAGCCCCCCCGCCCCUCUCCUCUGUGUGCUGCUCUGUGUGUCGGUGGCUCUGCAGCGCUCUGACCUGCGUCUCGCCUACGUGACCCACAACAGCUUCUUUUACUACUCCUGCAGCCAGGAGCCGCAGCCCUGCAGCGUCUCAUCACUCACAGACUGCAGAUGCAAGGACAUCCAGCUUUCCGCACUGCACCACCCGCAGUCGCACUCGUCCCCCGUCUUCCGGAUGAGACGUUUGACUGUUUGGUUCACGUCGCCAUUAAACACGGCUCGUCUGCUCAACAACUCGGAGGUCAGACACCUCACUCUGAUUCACUGUGGCCCUGGAGGAUCUAGAGAGACGCCUUCUUCUUCUUCUUCUUCUUCUUCUUCUUCUUCUUCUUCUUCUUCUUCUUCUUCUUCUUCCCUGGAGGGACAUUUUGCUGUGCAGCACCUUGAGAGGCUGACGGUGGUGAACUUGGAGAAGUGGCCGGUUAACAACUAUCCGGAGGCGAACAGAGCCAAGAACACAGACUCAAACAGCGACCCUGACAGAGAUAACGGUGCUCACUUUGACACAAAUAGAUACAAGAAGGAUAAAGACACAAACUUGGACAUGAGAGAUUCUUCGGCUUUGUACUCAACCCAGAGCCAGACCCAAGACAUCUUCCUGGGCAGGGAGCUGGGAGCGGAGUUUUAUGAACAGGCCAGACUGGGAAUCAUCCACAGCUCUGUGCUGGAGUGGGGAGCAGUGGUCAAAGCCUACACGGUUCAGACGCACAUAGACAAUGACGGCGUGCUGCCAUUCCCUGAUCUCCACCUGCCAAAAUUACCGGAGACAUCUGUCAUAUAUGUCAGCUUUGUGUACUGAUGCUUUACUUUUAUAGGAGGAAGAUGAUCUAGUGUUCAGGAACCUGCAAAUAAUCACUUUCAUGCUCACCAGGGAUCCUCAAUUUUGGAUAAUCAUUGGGUCUUUUUUGUUGCAGGCCUCCGUUUUUUGCAUUUUUGGACACUCACGUAAACCCAAGCAAAACUAAUUUCGAUUUUUCUCAUCCAAUAGCUUCAAUCUUAAUUUUCCCAAGUGGCCUUAAAACUUUGCACAGCUGUUUAUCAGCAUGUGAAAUCAAAAUAUGUCUGUUAAUAUGAGACCCUCUGAGGGACCAGAAUAGCCUGCCAACCCUCUCCAGCUGACCUGUCCUUUUUUUUAAAAUUCGCCCCUUGUUUUUCUGCUCCACUACAAAGACAGAAAAUGUGAACUUCCACCAUGAUGUGCAUCCCACUGAAGCACUGACCGGUUGCUGAAUUCACAAUGAAUAUAAAGCUGCUGUCUGUUUUUUUCAGCUUUUCAUAAUGUGCUUGUCAAAUGUUGUGACGAGUUAACUUGAAGGCCAAAAUGACAUCACUAGAGGGAGGACAUUGAGCUAUUAUGGACUUUGUGCAGCAUAAAUCCCACUGAGCUCUGCCCUGGCAUUCCUACAGCUGACCUCUGACCUCUGUGUGAAAGAAAAGAAAGACUUUCUCCUCUGGGAUCAAUGAAUCAUCUUAAAUGUGAAAUUACAUGUUUGGUUCCAGGAUUAAACCACAAGAUGGCAGCAGAUACAUUUAAAUCAAAUAGGAAGACAAACUGAAGUGAUAAGGACAGACUGAGCUGAAUGACAGCAGGAGGAAAAACAUAGUUUUCUUUAUUUUGUUUUUAAAGUCUACAACUCUUAAAGAAUCCAGCAAACCUUAAAUUCAGCUAAUGUGUCAUGACGUAUCUCAGCACUUUAAAAGCCUGUGAGGAAUACUGUUGUCAGAAUAGAGGUUUACAAGGUUAUAAAUUAUGGCAUGAUAUUUAUUUGUUUACAAAAAAAAAUGAACUGAACAAUGUCAUCACUUGCAUUUGUUUAAAACAGAAAUAAAUGAUUUACUCAUCGCUCAUCGGAAUAUAACAUGAUGGAUAUUGUCCAAAAUUUGAUUAGUCCAAAGUUGCAAGUUAAACCCAUAUCUUAGAAUGGAUUUAAUGUUUACAAUAUGAGGUAUAAAUGCUUUGCAUAAUAGAGGGACAUCCACCUAAAAAUCACAUUUUAUAAGUGUGACCAGAAACAAUUUGAAUUGUUUUUUUUUUUACAAUCACUGACCAUUGUGAGGUACAGCUGCAUUUGUCAGGUUAAAGCCUCGUGUGUCUCUUCAGUCUGAUAAUGAGUCCUGUUUAUGUGUGUGUGUGUGUGUGUGUGUGUGUGUGUGUGUGUGUGUGUGUGUGUGUGUGUGUGUGUGUGUGUGUGUGUGUGUGUGCUGACACCUGCUAGAGGGCCGCUUAUUUGCAUGAUAAACGGCGCUGCGCAUCUUGUUAAGCGCCCCGUGAAUGCACAACUGAUGUCGCCUGUUGAUCCUGCACCUGAGAGGUCACUGCACCC
Messenger RNA from Anoplopoma fimbria (sablefish), 2545 nucleotides. RefSeq lists its product as uncharacterized. The coding region runs from base 163 to 1020 and encodes 285 amino acids. The transcript has 2 exons. Lineage: Eukaryota; Metazoa; Chordata; Actinopteri; Perciformes; Anoplopomatidae. The record is from RefSeq and is a predicted model, not a curated record.